Messenger RNA from Condylura cristata (star-nosed mole), 6010 nucleotides. It is a transcript of the gene GOPC, whose product is annotated as golgi-associated PDZ and coiled-coil motif containing. Bases 342 to 1733 code for a protein of 463 amino acids. Gene Ontology annotation, molecular function: transmembrane transporter binding. The record is from RefSeq and is a predicted model, not a curated record. The transcript is spliced from 9 exons. NCBI's taxonomy places the organism in Eukaryota, Metazoa, Chordata, Mammalia, Eulipotyphla, Talpidae. Gene Ontology annotation, cellular component: trans-Golgi network transport vesicle; Golgi apparatus; membrane. Gene Ontology annotation, biological process: negative regulation of protein localization to cell surface.
CAGGACAGCCCCAGCACAGGCCUUUCAUAGGUCGGGCGCUCAUUCUAGCCCCGCCCACUUUGUCCCUUUCGGCUGUGCCCCUCCAGGUCUUCCGUACGCAGGCGCAGCGGGGGCGGGCCGGGAGAUGGGGCGGCCCUAGCCUUCCGUGUGCCACCGCUGUCGCCUUAGCCUCGCUGCUCCUGCCACUCGGUGUCUGCAUUGCCGGCGUUAUCCGCGCGAGCUGUAGGGAGAGGACUGACGGAGCGUGCGCGCGCGGGGGAUCCCCGCAGUCCCAGCAGUUCCUCUCGCGCCGGGUGGGCGGCAGGGUUCAGCAGCAGUCGGGAGAGGCCCUAGACGGCGCCAUGUCGGCGGGCGGUCAGUGCCCGGCAGGAGCCGGAGGGGGCCCAGGAGGUGCCUCCUGCGCGGUGGGGGUCUCCCCUGGCGGAGUAUCCAUGUUCCGGUGGCUGGAGGUGCUGGAGAAGGAGUUCGACAAGGCCUUCGUAGAUGUGGAUCUGCUCCUGGGCGAGAUCGAUCCGGAUCAGGCGGACAUCACUUAUGAGGGGCGACAAAAAAUGACCAGCUUGAGCUCCUGCUUUGCACAGCUUUGCCACAAAGCUCAGACUGUGUCCCAAAUCAACCACAAGCUAGAGGCACAGUUGGUGGAUCUGAAAUCUGAACUGACAGAGACCCAAGCAGAGAAAGUUGUGCUGGAGAAAGAAGUACACGAUCAGCUUUUGCAGUUACAUUCUAUUCAGCUUCAGCUUCAUGCGAAAACUGGCCAGAGUGUUGACUCUGGUACUAUUAAGGCAAAACUGUCUGUCCCCUCUGUGGAAGAACUGGAGAGAGAGCUUGAAGCAAAUAAAAAAGAAAAAAUGAAAGAAGCUCAACUUGAAGCUGAAGUGAAGUUAUUGAGAAAAGAGAAUGAAGCCCUUCGUAGACACAUAGCUGUUCUCCAGGCUGAAGUUUAUGGGGCAAGACUGGCUGCCAAGUACUUGGAUAAGGAACUAGCAGGAAGAGUCCAGCAAAUACAGUUACUAGGACGUGAUAUGAAGGGACCUGCUCAUGAUAAACUGUGGAAUCAGCUGGAAGCUGAAAUACAUUUGCAUCGUCACAAAACUGUUAUCAGAGCCUGCAGGGGACGCAAUGACCUGAAACGACCAAUGCAGGCGCCACCAGGCCACGAUCAAGACUCUUUAAAGAAAAGCCAAGGUGUUGGUCCAAUUAGAAAAGUGCUCCUCCUUAAGGAAGAUCAUGAAGGCCUUGGGAUUUCAAUUACAGGUGGGAAAGAGCAUGGUGUUCCAAUUCUCAUUUCUGAGAUCCACCCAGGACAACCUGCUGACAGAUGUGGAGGUCUACAUGUUGGAGAUGCUAUUCUGGCUGUUAAUGGGGUUAACCUAAGAGACACAAAGCAUAAAGAAGCUGUCACCAUUCUUUCCCAGCAGAGAGGAGAGAUCGAAUUUGAAGUAGUUUACGUGGCUCCUGAAGUGGAUUCUGAUGAUGAAAAUGUGGAAUAUGAAGAUGAGAGUGGACAUCGUUAUCGUUUGUACCUUGAUGAAUUAGAGGGAGGUAGUAAUCCUGGUGCUAGUUGCAAAGAAACAAGUAGGGAAAUCAAAGUGUUACAAGGUUUCAAUAAGAAAGCAGUAACUGAUGGACAUGAAAAUGGAGACCUCGGAACGUCGAGUGAAACUCCACUAGAAGACAAUGCUUCAAAAUUAGAUGAUCUGCACAGUCUGUAUCAUAAAAAAUCUUAUUAAAUUGACUGGCUGCAGACAAGAUUGCUAAUUAAACUAUUCUGAAUUUGAGGCACUAGGGAAGACGGUGACAAAGACUAUACAAGAUCAAGGGAGGCUAUUUGUUGCCUAAAUGAAAGGCGGGUACCUCAGGGCUUCAUGUAAACAAUUCUUAAUGCAUAAACUCCCUGUUUUCUGUGGUAUAACUAGCUAUUGCAUGUAAAGCAAUUGUGAUUUUUCUUAAAACUGUAAAGCACCAAAGCAUGUGUUUCCCACAGGGAUGUCACUAGGUUCUUAUAUAUACCGAAUGAAGCACUACUGUUUUAUUUGGUUUCUCCUCCAUUUAGUGGAUGGACAGUGAUAAACAGAAUUUUAUAAGAAAUAGCCGUUAAGUACAAGAAAAUAAAUGAACUCAUAUUUUAUGUUCCAGGAUGUUAGUGUGGUAUUUCAAAGGCAGAACUUGACUCAAUGAAUUGCAGAAAUGUAGGAUUGACGUAUUAUUUUUCUUUUAAUUUAAAGAAUGGUUUUAUUUUCUUAAAAUUUAUUGUGUAUCCUGAUAGAAAUCAGUCCUUAAUGAUCAUUUAUUAUGAGUUUCUGUUUCAGCUUUAUUCAGUACAGUUCAAAAUAAUUUUCUUUAAGCUAUCUUUAAUCAGUGCUGCGCCUGAAAGUUUCUGAAGUUAUUGUUUGUUGUAUUUUUUAGUUUUUAGAAGAAAUGCAGAUAAGUAUAAAAUGCCUGUUUUCAAUUAUGUUGAUCUAUGUGCAUGGUAUUGGAGCAUUGCAUUAUUGUUUAGUCUCAGCAAUUCGUGAUCCACAAAUGAUAAUUUUACAUGUUUUGAGUUAUUCAUAAAGUUUGCCUUGUAAUAGUCCUGGCACUUAAAGAUAAAUUUUUCAGUCAGUAAAAAGCUCAAACUUAUUACUAUGUCAUGAAAAAUACUGCACUCAAACAGCAGUUUUCUGUCCAAGUGACUGAUUUGCCAAUCUUAAAAGCUAAAACAUCUGGUGGACAAGCUGAGGUGACGACAUUUUAAUAUAGUUAUUAUUUUGGUUGACUUUUCAUGUCGUAUGUCUGACUGGAGUAUUUUUUAUAUGCAAACUAAAGUUUUACCAUCUUUAUCCCAAGAUUACGCAUGGUAUACUUGCUCUCUUGCUUACCCAUGUGUAGGCCUCUGUCCCCUGUUGGGGAAAGUGAAAACACUGCAGUUAAGUAUUGUUUUAAAGAAUCUGCAUUUGAGGGACUAUUAAAUGGGAGAGAGCCAGUUGGCUUUUAGCAUAUUAUCAGUCGUUUCAUUUCUUAUUCAGAUGUUCUGUGAUAUAAAAAAAUAAAACAUUUUGCCUUUCCUAGAUACACUAUAUAUUUGUUCAUAAGUAAAUCUAUAAAAUGUAUAUACUUUAUUUGGUGGCUUUGCUAUUUAUAAAUUUUAUGUUUUAACCGUUGUUCAUUUAUAGUUUGUUUUGGGAGGUUUUGUUCAUUAUAUAUCACCAUGUUUUUUUGUAAUAGAUAUGCACUUCAUAGCAUAUAUUGUUACUGAUAUUAAAAUACCUUGUAACAUAAUGUUGACUCUCAACGCUGGUAUUUAAUUGUACAACUGAAUAGGUAAGCUACAUGAUAUUGUUUGCUCCUGACAGGCUAGGUCUUUAAAAGAAAAAAGCCUUUAUGUUUUUCUUCUCCAAACACAUAGCCCAUACAUGGCAUGAAAUCUGUGAACUGGAUUUUAGCUUGUGUAUUCAUUUAGUCAAAAUAAUUCCCAGCUCUGUGAACUGGAUUUUAGCUUGUGUAUUCAUUUAGUCAAAAUAAUUCCCUCCUGUGACUAUGCAGGUGCCUCUCUUUUUCCUUUUCCUUUUCCUAAUAAGCCUAUUAUUUAAAAGCUUUUUAAAAAAUCCCAAACUGCAUAUUUUGAAAACCUUUUGUGACUUAAUACCACAUUGUUCUUAUCCUCUAGUAAGCAUGGGAUGAAAUAACCAUGGCAUUUUUUUUUUCAUAGAAUUUUCUUUAUUAUGAUCGGGUCUAUAGUAAAUGUUAGCUAAAAGUUUAUGCUUUUAAAGAACUGUCUAGUAAAUAUGAGGUUUUUUCUUUUGGCCUUAAAUUAGCAGUCUAUGUAAUAAGGAUGGUAUGAGAUAAUUAUGAUAUAAAUUCCUCUCAUGGGGAAUAAAAUUUUUGCAGGUAGUUUCAAAUUACACGUAUCAGUUCUCUUUUCAUUCCUGCUUCACCUUGUUUGGCAAGCCUGCCUGAGAACACUGUUGCUCUGAUGCUACUGUGAGUUUCCUGCCAGGUGUUUAUAAAGUACCAGUUAUUUUUGGACGACAUGCUUCUUGGGGGAUGAAGUUAUUUUUGGACGACAUGCUUCUUGGGGGAUGAACUAGGAAUAAGAAACUUUUUUGAAAGGACUGAAGGAGAAGCUACUUUUAUAUUUGUACAUUAAUAGGAAAGAACCUCAUGACACUGGAAUUUCUAGAACAGAACCAAACAGAAGAGACUGUUGUAAAGUCCUUACAAUUAAAAAACAAGACAACUUCACAGCAAAACAUGAGAAAAAAUUUUCAGUAGAAGUAUGAGGAUUAUGUGUUUAUGAAUUAUGUUUCAACCUCUAAAAUUCUCUUCUACAAUAGCUUUUUUACAAAUAUGAUGGAAAAGCAAUAUUUAGGUUAUAAGAUUUAUUCAGAUCUCUUCAGGAGUAAUAAAAUUUUGUGAGUCUUGGUCAUUAUAACUAAAAAGUUGCAAACAUGACCACAGCUUGUCCUUGGUGCUAGCUUUAUUCCUUCUACACUGGGCUCCUUUUUUCAAGUUAAGGGAAAAAAGGUAUGAUUCAUGAUUUAUCCAUGUCAGUUACACAUUUUUUGACAUCCUUAUUAUGUAAUUUUCUAUUCCACCUCCCAGUCUUCCACUUAAGGUCAGCCACAUUCUAUAGGAUUUAUGACAGCUAUAUUAUAUCUAGUUAAUAAUUUUUAUCACCUGUAACUAAUUACAUUAAAAUGAUAUUGAUCUGAUAAAAAUAAACAUUCUGUUUCUUCACAGUAUUUUGGUUUAUUAUUUCUAAGAGCUUCUAUCAUUUGUGCCAACAUGUCACAAAAUCCAUGCAAAGGCUGAACCUAGUUAUAAUAGUGGAACGAUUUUUGGGAGGAUUAUAAAUUAAAUGUUUGAUCUUUAUUCAGAACUAUUUGAUCAUUUAGUUAAAAGCAUUUUGGUUGGAAAUAACUGCCAGAGCAACUUUGGGGACAGUUUUAUGUUGAAACAGUGGAGGACAAAAACUUGUAUUCUUGGCUUAAUUUUCUGUUAUAAUGUCAAUAGCCAAUGUUACCUAUGGGGAUAACAUUUAUAUGUAAGAAGUAGAAAACCUAUUAGAUAUUAUGUAAGGGUAUUCUUUCAGUUUCUCAUCUAUGCACAUAUAAUUUAGAAAGUUUCCAAAUUAUGUGUAAUAUAAUUUAGAAACAUUUGUAAACACUCCAAUUUCUUGGCUUCAAAAGUUUUACGUACAGUCAUUUCUAGUCAGCUUAAGGAUUAAAAGCAUAAAAUUGUACAGGAAUAACUUUCUGUCAAGGAUAUUUGAGGUCAAUCUGAAGAUAAAUACCAAUGAUCAUUUAAACAUGAAUAUAAGUCAUUUCAGAAAAUUACUAGUUAUGAACAUUUAGAAAUAGUUUUGUUUUAUUUUUGGUCAGUGACUAACCUUGAUUUAGUCCUAGUACUAAUAGAUGCUAUCAUUUGUGUCAUUUUAAACUUUCAGUUCAGUUUCAGUUUCUUGGGGGAAAAAAUCUUUUUCACUGAAUUCAUCUGCACAGGAUAUUGCUCAAUGUGAAAGAUUAUUUGCAUUUUUGUUGUUGCAUCAGUGUUCUAUUUUAGGUGUUUUACAACAUUGUUUAAACUAAAAGGUAUUGAUUGCAAGUUACCAUGUGCUAUUGGUGCUAAAUAUUUGUUUGAUAAUACAUUUUUUUUCAGGUGUAUUUUGAGAACUCUAAGCACUGUGUGGCAGUCUCAAGAAUACAUCCCUCAGAUUUCCAGCAAGAGGGAGCAUAACUGAGUCCUGUCUGCCGCGCUCUGAAAUCCAGCCCUGUGUUCAUGCAGGCUGUGCUUCUCAUGCACUGUGUCCACCAAUGACUGAGCACCACAGGGAUAUUGUAACUCCUGGACUUUGACUUGAGGACUCCCUGAUGGUCUUGUCUAAGUUGCUUUCACCCAACCUCCCUUGCUCUUUUUCACUCUGGGUCAUACUUGUAUUGGGGUCUGGUUGCUUUCCAGCCUCCUGUCAAUCCCAGCUCCCUCCCUAUCCCUCACCAGCAUUCCCCUAAUAAACCUAUUGUACAACUGA